CUUAUUCAGAGAUCUUGAUCUUGAUUUCAUUGCAAGCUGAACUAAGGAGAUGAUAUGGGAAACAACAACGCAACUGCCAUUUUAACAGAAGAAGAGAGCUCCAAGCUUGAAUCCAAUGAAAUGUCUUCAUUGGGCUCUGUUUCCGUGGAUACCAAGCAAGAUCAGGUGUUUCUUGCAGGUGAAGGUAAAGAUGGAGAAAAAGAGAAAGAGAGCUCAAAGCUAGAAUCCAAUGGAAUGUCUCCGUUGAGCUCUGUUUCCGUGGAGACCGCGCAAGAUCAUGUGUUUCUUUCAGGUGAUGGUAAAUAUGGAGAUGAAGAGAAAGAGAGCUCAAAGCUAGAAAUCAGUGGAAUGUCGCUUCUGGCCUCUGUUUCCGUAGAGAGCACACAAGAUCAAGUGGUUCUUGCAGAUGAAGGUAAAGAUGGAGAUGAAGAGGAAGGUAACCCAAAAGUAGAGACCAACGGAGUGUCUCCUUUGGACUCUGUUUCCGCAAAGACCAUGCAAGAUCAGUUGUCUGUUGCAGGUGACAGAAUAUAUGGAGAUGAGAAGAAAGAGAUCGCAAAGCUAGAAAGCAAUGGGAAGUCUCCGUUGGACUCUAUUUCCAUAACGGUUGAUCAGUUGUUUCUUGCAGGCGAAGGAAAGGAUGGAGACGCAGAGAAAGAGAGCAUGCCUGAUGAUGUCAAAGAAACAGAACCACAAAGCAAAGUUUUGGUGGAUGAGCCGAAAGUGAAAAUAGUCAAAAAAGAGAUGCAUUCAAGUGGCUUGGAGAGCUCGGUAAACGAAGCAGAUGGUGAGAAGCUUCAGAAACAGACAUCAGUUGAAGAAGGUGUUAAAACUGUGUUUGAAGAGACAGAAGUGCAAGAGUUGUGUAUGAUUGGAACUCAAAGUGAUGUGACAAAUUUGAAUACGACAGAUAAAGAAGAGAAGCUCUGUCUGAUUGAUGAGACUGUUGGAAAUGAAGAAAAUAUGGUGAAUGACUCUCUAGAAGAAGUUGUUUCUACAGAGGAAGUUGUUUCUACAAAGGAAGUUGUAAACCUUGUUCAAGAAACUGGUAUGGAACAAAGAAAAGGAGGGGAUGAAUUUCCUGAGAUUAAGCCACAAGAUAUUCUGAAUCUAGACAAUCGCGUUGUUGUUGAUGAUGAAGAAGUUACAAAUGAGGUGAAAGCCAACAAGGAGACCUCUAACUCUGGUUUGCAAGAAUCAAACAUGAUUCAAGAGAGCGGUCUUGGAGUUUAUAAGGAAGAGAAGGGCACUAACUUAAAAACAGAAGUGAGUUUGAAACGCAUGUCUCGAUGCAGAUCGCUCCCGGUGAGCCACAAUAGUAGAGUUCUUGGAGAUACGUUGGCUCAGCAGUUGGUUUCAGAGGUUACGUUUCCUUCAAGAAACAAGAUGUGUUUAGAGAAAGCUAACAUAUCUGAGGCUCUACUUGUUCCUUGCGUUGGAAGCAACAAAGCAGAAGAAACUAUUGAAACCAUAACUGAAAGCAAUAAAGAAGCUACACUUGAGAUACAAAGAACCGAUGAACCGAUAGAGAAAACUUCGUUACUCUUUCAGGACAAAACUGAGAUAUACGAGACAACAAUCGAUGUGGAAGAGAAAACUGUGAUGCUGAAGAGAAGUGAUUCCAUGAAAACAGGAGUCAUGGAGAAGUCUCCAGGACUGUUGAACAAACACAGCGAUGAUAGCUUCAAAGAAACCAAAGGCUCAGAAGAUAACUUGGAGGACAAGAAAGCUUCGUCGGGUUCUAUGAAAGGCAUUGUCAGAAAACGGAACAAAUCUUCGAUCUUAGGAACAUGCCUUUGUUGCACCACCGCCAUGAAUUGAAGAACUAAUUAUAUUUUGUGAUUUAAUGUUUUUUUUUGUUUUUACUAUUGUUUUGAGAACUUGGGAGAGGAAACAAGUGAACGUGUGGAUUGGGUUUUCUGUAAUACUUGAGAUGGGUUUUUCUGUUUGAGGGGUUUUGGAAAAGUUUUACUGCCUUUAAUUU
Molecule: messenger RNA, 1984 nt
Organism: Capsella rubella
Lineage: Eukaryota; Viridiplantae; Streptophyta; Magnoliopsida; Brassicales; Brassicaceae
Exons: 3
Coding region: 55-1821 (588 amino acids)
Source: RefSeq, a predicted model, not a curated record